GGUUCUCCCUGGCAUUUCUCCAUACAUCUGACACCGCAAUGCUUGCAAGGUCAGAAUCCGCUCACAGUACGUUAGAUUUUGGAUCAGAAACGACACAUUCUCCUCUCCCAUCCGCCGAACAAGAAUCUAGAUGGUAUAGAAGGGAUCCCGGCAACUCAAAGCAGCGCUGGACCUCGCAUCCUUAUGCAAUACACUCUGUAAUACACCAAGGCGAUUCACUUACCAAUGACCUGGACCGGUACGACGAUGCCAAGUUUUGGCCGUUCGUAGGAGCUCUAAAGCCAUGGAAAAGGCCUGACGGCUUAGACCAGUGGAAAUGGGACGAUUUUGAGGACACCGUGGCGUUCUGUGGGCUCAACAAGUUAAUGAUAGGCAAAUGCGCGGACAAUCAACCCUGGAGAGUAAUGUUGGACAUGAGUUUUGAAGAUGAUACUCUCUACACACUCGCUUGGACCUAUCACCCCUUCACCUGCCAUCCUCUUAUUGCCGUUGCAGGUGCGAAUGCCUUGAUCUACAUCAUCGACAUAAUCACAAAGCGAUGUAUCAGGACUCUGAAAGGCCAUGGAGAUGAAAUCCUUUGUCUCGCUUUCGCUCCUCUGAACCCACAUAUUCUGGCCUCGACAUCAAGUGAUCGAUCGAUAAGGAUAUGGAAUAUUCUGGGAUCGGAUGCGCCAUCGCCCCAUCCUGGUGAUCUUCCUUCUGAAAAUUAUCCAAUGGCAGAUGCCGAUGAAGGUAAUGUCAUUGUCGCUGUAUUAGCAGGUGAAGGAAAAGGAGGACAUCGUGCCUACGUCGUCUCAUGUGCUUUUCACCCCACAAAAAGGGCCAUCGCUACCUGCGGCAUGGAUUAUACAGCCAAAAUCUGGCCUUUGCCACCUUUUCCUGACCCGUCACCAGUUCCAAUCCCGACCCCUCUUGGCUAUCGACCGAUAAUUAUGUACUUUCCUCUCUUUUCCACAAGUCGUCUUCAUUAUGGUUUCCUGGACUGGAUCGAAUGGAUUACGGAUGACAUUCUUAUCAUACGUGGUGAUAAGGUGAUGGUGACAUGGCAAUGGCUGAGCUAUUCCCGUUACUUCAGAGAAGACGAGUACGCACCUCUUAGCAUGGAGCCGGCUUCUUACAGUGAUUAUACUGAUUCUGGGUCAUUUAUGGUCGUUAGCCGGGUUAACACAUUGACCGAUAUGUGGUUCCGUCAUCCGCAUCUCCAUCGUGGUUUCCAUCCUACCUCGGCAGAUUUGGCUCGCUUUCCGAACAGUAAUAAUAUAGUCACUGACCCACUCCUCGCUUGCCCGCAUCAGAUGGACCCUAGGGAGAUGAGAAAACACUGGUAUCCCGAGGUUCGUUUGUAUAACUUCUUGAUGGCAAGAGACGGAAGACCCCCUCGGCCGAUAACAGAGUUACGUCCCUACAAGCCCGAGAUCUAUAACAUAUCUGUAGACUUUGAGAAAGAAAACACCGAAGGAUCAAAAAUGCGCAAGAAAUCUUCGACCCAACAGGUGGUCAAGCGCAAAUACAUCACUUUUCCUGACGAGGGAAGCGAGACGAGGUCAGCGGCCGGCUCGGCUCAUAAUUCUUUGCUGGUUCCUUGGAGGCUGAGACCUACCACUUCUCCCUGGCCAACGAAGCGGGAGCCUUGGCUGAGAUCCCAAUACCGCACAGGGAUCUGCAAUGUGGCAAUAAGUCCCAGGGGAGCCAGAUGGAUUGUGGGUGUGGGGGAGGGUGCUAUUUCACAUUGUCAUUCGUCAAGGAUUGAGAUUUUUUUUUUAAAUCAAAGAGUAUGUUAUCGUUUCGUCAACUCAUUUCUCAUUCGCAUUAUGGGACUCCAUUACGCCAUCAGCCAUUUCUUCUUCACGCCCAUUGCAUCUUCGACAUCUUUUCCAUGCGUCAUGCUCUGUGCCGUCCCUUCCCCGGUAAUGCCAGCUAUCACAUGGAUCGGCGUUCCAGGCUGGCUGUUUGCGGAGCUCACACUGGGACUCGGGCUCGUAGGGCCCUUGACAAAAGGAGUUGGCGGUCGACGUUUAUUAGGGGAUGUUUGGGGAGGAAGAACGUCAUCUAUUGCAGAGAGCGAGAAGCUCACAGACUUGCGUUUGUGUCCAAAUCGCUUCGUGAGGCUACCAAUUGAUGACCGUCUAGAGCGCGAGUAGGUUUCCGGUGCAUCUGGAGUUAAGAUAAUGCUGGGAACCACAAAAGGCAUACCAACUCCAGGUACACUCAAAUGGGAGCUUGAGGCGCUAGCUGGUGUGAUAGGCGAAAGGGGGCUAGCUGGCGGAGAAAUCAAAAGAUCGCCAGGUGGGGUGAUAUUGAGCUGAGGCGUCCGAGAGAUGGAAGGGAUUAGGAGUAGGGUGAGAACAAGGAACAAGGUGUCGAUAGAGACUGACCAAGGGUCCAUGGUGAUCUCGAGAAAUAUCUUGAUACGACAGAUACGUAUAAGUUGCUGUCAGGGAUGUUAUACAAGGAAAUACUUGUUAUUUCGCCAAAUAUCUCUUUUCACUAUAAUUCACGAGGUUACAGGCCAUUGAGUCGCCUAAAAGGGAAGCAAAAAGGCAGUGAAAGGAUUAACAAUAAUGACGCGCGAAGGGUAGUACGGAGGGGCCCCUGCAAAGGAUCGAUGUGCACAACAAGUCAGAGAGUUGGGUUUACGAUGGGCUACAGCUUCAGUGGUUGUAGCUAUAGAUGAAAAGGGAUCACUAGAGUGUGCAAUCUUAAUCUAACCCAUAUCACAUACAUUUUAAACAAACGACAGAUCUGUAAUUUUGGUUGUUGAGGAUCAUUCCUUUUUCCUUGUCCUUCACACUUGUCAGAGCCCGAGUACUUGUGCCCGUAAAAAGUCAAAUGUUGUUGGGUGCGUAACUGGGCUUGUAUAGCUGCUAAAAAUCACGCGACAGCUACAUACAGCUAAAUGGCAGGCGCUUAACGAGGGUGAUGGGAAUGAGUCAAGACAGAAGAUGGGGACGAGCGCAAU
Cryptococcus deneoformans JEC21 is the source of this 2959-nucleotide messenger RNA. RefSeq lists its product as hypothetical. Gene Ontology annotation, biological process: negative regulation of transcription by RNA polymerase II. The transcript has 11 exons. Gene Ontology annotation, molecular function: nucleosome binding; protein binding. Bases 39 to 2141 code for a protein of 700 amino acids. Gene Ontology annotation, cellular component: ESC/E(Z) complex. The record is from RefSeq and is a predicted model, not a curated record. Lineage: Eukaryota; Fungi; Basidiomycota; Tremellomycetes; Tremellales; Cryptococcaceae.